AUUGAGAGAGAGAGAAGUUGAGACGGAGGAGGCAAGCAAGAGAUAGAGAGACACACAGAGAGGAGGCUAAUGGAUCAGUGACUCACUGAGUCGGAUUUUAGCGAUUCAUUGCCUCCAUUAAAGCCUCUCUCUGAGAUUUGCACGAUGCAAUGUCUUUCUCUCUCCUCCAUGUGCGUUUCUUCGGCCACGAAUGCUUAUGGAUUGACUGAAAAUCGUCUGGCGUUCCUUCAGAUUUUGGUUUCGGAAUGGAGUGACCUCGGAAAUUUUUGGAAUAAAUUGCUGUAACCAUUCUUGAAGCGAUUAUGUGAAGUAUCUUGAAUCAAGAUGUAUGUGGUGGAUAAAUGUUGCGGAGUUGUAAAAACCGAGAAAAAGAAGAUUUUCUAUCUUUUUCUCUCCGGUAUCAGCUAUAAACCAUGGCUUACCUGAUGUAGUGUCAGGAUAUAAUCUCCUUCUGCCUUGUUGAGCUCGUGUUGGUUUCAGGCUUUCAGCUAAAAAGAAGCGUUGGUCUGAAAGAUGGCAAUGGCAGUCUUUAAGUCUCCGCUUAAAGGCGAGUUCCAUGGGGCUAGAAAGAUGGAAGGGAAGCAGUAUAAGCAUCAUCUGCUUCAGCAGCAGUCUUCAGGAAGAAGACGUGUUUUCGUGCAAACCGAAACUGGCUGUGUUUUGGGAGUGGAGUUGGACCGUAACGACAAUGUUCAUACUGUGAAAAAAAGGCUUCAGAUUGCCUUUAACUUCCCCACCGAAGAAAGCUCCUUGACCUUUGGGGAUUUGGUGCUGAACAACGAUGACCUGAGUGCUGUGAGGAAUGAUUCUCCGCUUCUCCUAAAGCGUAACUUAAUGCACAGAAGCUCGUCUACUCCGUGUCUUUCACCUACUGGGAAUGAUCUGCAGAGAAAAGAUCUAAGUGGUCCUAUUGAGAUACUUAGCCACUCACAUUGUUUUUCGUCUUUGAAGCAAACGGCGAAUGACAUUGUUAAGGCGAUGAAGGUAGGUGUUGAACCAAUCCUUGUCAAUGGUGGGCUUGGAGGGGCAUACUAUUUUAGGAAUGAAAACGGUCAAAGCGUUGCAAUUGUCAAGCCUACAGAUGAAGAACCGUUUGCUCCUAACAAUCCUAAAGGCUUCAUAGGGAAAGCGCUUGGUGAGCCUGGUUUAAAGCCUUCUGUGCGGGUCGGGGAAACCGGUUUUAGAGAAGUUGCGGCUUACCUUCUUGACUAUGAUCACUUUGCUAAUGUUCCUCCUACAGCUCUUGUGAAGAUAACACACUCGAUUUUCAAUGUCAACGAUGGAGUAAACGGGAUUAAAUCUCGUGAGAAGAAGAAGCUGGUCAGCAGCAAGAUUGCUUCGUUCCAGAAGUUUGUACCUCAUGAUUUUGAUGCCAGUGAUCACGGGACUUCGAGCUUCCCUGUUUCUUCUGUGCACCGCAUUGGGAUAUUGGACAUAAGGAUUCUCAACACAGACCGGCAUGGUGGAAACCUUUUGGUGAAGAAGCUUGAUGAUGGUGGUGUUGGGAAGUUUGGUCAAGUGGAGCUUAUUCCGAUAGAUCACGGUCUUUGCUUGCCAGAAACACUCGAAGAUCCUUACUUCGAAUGGAUACAUUGGCCUCAGGCUUCGAUACCUUUCUCUGAGGAAGAGCUUGAUUACAUACAACGUCUUGAUCCAGUGAAAGACUGUGAGAUGCUGCGAAGAGAGCUCCCAAUGUUUCGAGAGGCUUGUCUCAGAGUCCUAGUUCUGUGUACUGUUUUCCUUAAAGAAGCGGCUGCUUAUGGACUCUGUCUUGCAGAGAUUGGUGAGAUGAUGACUCGGGAAUUCCGUGCAGGAGAAGAAGAGCCAAGCGAACUAGAAACGGUGUGUAUUGAAGCUAAGAGAUUAAUGGCUGAGCAAGAUGUUUUAUCUCCCAAGUCAGAUGUAGAAGGAGAGACAGAGUUUCAGUUUGAUGUAGACUAUAGUGACCUCGAAUCAGUUUAUAGCUUUGAGACGCUGACCGAUGAGUCGUUUGCCAGAAACCCAUUUUCAAAUGGACUUUCUUCACUUGGAAACCUCGAAGAGAGCAUCGCAGAAGAAGAAGAAGAAAAAGAAAUCUAUGAAGGUGCAAGACUUACUCUAUCUCUCUCAAAGCCUUCAACAUCAACGAAGAGCAACAACAUGGGAUCUGACUACUCGAAACCUUCAAGAGACAAAACCGAGAAAACAUUGUCAAGACACAAGAGCGCGAACGUGCAGCUUCCGGUUAGUGCAAGGUUUGUAAAGUUAGCAGACAUGAACGAAGUCGAGUGGGUUGUGUUCCUGGAGAGGUUUCAGGAGUUGCUUGACUCGGCUUUUGCAGAACGUAAGACCAUGACGUUGAGCAUUAGACAGAGACUUGGUACCUCGUGCCAGUUUUGAAAACAAGUUGUCCACGUAAUACAAGACAAGCGUUCUUUUGUUUUGUUCAUGUUUUAAAACUAGUGUUAACCUUUUUUUUUGUAGUUCCGCAAUUUUUCUCUGUGAGUUUUUAAUUUUAAGUGUGUUUACUAUGUUGCGAAAUAAUAAUUUUGUUUAUAAA
Messenger RNA from Eutrema salsugineum, 2539 nucleotides. Its product is annotated as phosphatidylinositol 4-kinase gamma 6. The record is from RefSeq and is a predicted model, not a curated record. The transcript has 3 exons. NCBI's taxonomy places the organism in Eukaryota, Viridiplantae, Streptophyta, Magnoliopsida, Brassicales, Brassicaceae. The coding region runs from base 514 to 2379 and encodes 621 amino acids.